AUGCCGGAUAGUGGUAGAUCAGGAGAGGGCAUAGAGGCUGAGAAUCCUCGAUACACGGCUUCGAACCCCGCGUUAGAACACGAAGGUUCCUCGAACGUGAUCAAUCGGGGUGAAGAAUCGACUACCUACAAUGAGAUCGGAGAGCAGGACUAUCAUCACUACUACUACCCAGAUAGCAUACCAGGAAACACAUCGGUUGGUAUGACCACUUCCGGUGAGUCUGGUCAGUAUCAAGAGCUCAUCAAAGGUGAAAAUGGCGCUGCCGGUGCAGUGGAUAAGAACGCGGGAAAUAAAGGUCCUGAUCAUGGAACGUCCAGUGACCAACAUACCUACCAGGACUUGCAACGUGACGUUAGCAGCACCAAUGGUGUUCGCCAAGAUGGUGAUCUUCCACUAGCUCGAGCCUUACAGGAAGCACCCGCAAAGGAGAAUGGCUACCAGGCUCUCCAGAAGCCUUCCCCUGAAUACGCUACCCUAGAACCUCCUUCAGAUAUUGCAACAAUAGCGCAAACUGGACAGACGUUAACUUCCUCUUCUCAUGAUAAAGAACUUCCUUCAGAUACGAGGUACGAAGCUCUCCACCAAGGAUCAAAGACGGUUGGACACCAAGAAAGCUCCGCGGGAUAUAGUACACUAACGCCUACAGAAGAAUCAGCAGACGAUGAUUACGAAACUCCAGAUGCAAAGCCGAGGGUGACACAUGCCUCUCGCGAUCCGAGAGCUGCUACCGAGGAGCCAUACGACCACCUCGAACGCACCAGACCGUCAGAUGCUUCACCAAUUAUUGACCAGCCAAAGACCAACGGCACUGUAUCUAACCCUGACGAUGAUUACCAGACACCAAUCGGAGCAGUCAGAGAUCACCUGCAUGAAUACCAGAUCCUGGAGAACCAAGGUUAUCAUCUUCAAGAACCUGCAGACCUUGAAGAUGAUCAUGACUACUCACAUCUUCAGAGGACCCUGGGACAAAACCCCAAUUCCGAUGUGACCAAUGACAAUGGUGGGGAUAAUUCUUACGGAAAGCUACAAUUUAACGAUAAGUAAAGGGAAUGAGAGAACAUCGAUAUGAUUAUUUGAGUUAAGAAAUUCAAAGCAUGAAUUCAGAAUGUCAUCACAGAAUGAUUUACUCAGAAAGUUGUUGAUGCUAUUAGUGUAAAGAUAAAGUGUACUAUAAAACCGGUAAUAUCAUUUUACUCAUAUUUGUUUGGUGUAAAAUGUUCAUUAAAAAUGAGAACAUGGAUAAUGGAUGAAUGAUAACUUGUCUACAUUUAAUUGAUACCUUAAAUACCCAGACACCAUGUAUUACUGAAAUAAAACCGUUAAAAUCUACGGGUAUGUUUUUUUUCGUUGAUAUUAAAUUGUUAUUCUCAAGUUUGCAAUUAAGACUGGAUGUAACGUUUAGUGUUGUAUCAAUUAUUUAGCGAUUUACUUCUCAUUUUCCCCUCAUUAAUGAUACAUUGCUGCAAAUGCUGACGGACUAAAAUCUGAUACAUUAUAGUUGUCGAAUCACUAAUUUCACUUAUUAAAACACAAUUUAAAUCAUAAACGUAUUAUGCACGUAACCCCCACUGGUGAUUAAAGUUUCUUAACAAUUCUUUUCUUUUAAAAUGCAAUUUGAAAACUAAAAACAAAAGUCCAUUUGAAGAAAUGUUUAAAACAUUCUUCGUAUUAGUUUUACAUAUACUACUAUGAAAAAGAAAUUACAGAUUUUCAUUUUGCUGAACACAGAAUAAGAAUCUUUAUACAAAGGCUACACGGUGAUGUACGCAGUAAUCCCAGUAAUAAAUUAGAAUAGGUACCAACAUUAUUGGGCAUAUUAUCAUUUUGGAUGAUUUAUCUGGUGUUGCCCUCGAGUUUCCCAUACUCAUUACAUGGAUCUCGAUCAAGGUGAUGAUGACCUGAUGGCAGGUUGAUACCAAGAGGCCUUUGAAGAUGGGAGUACUCUCCGUCAUCCUUCGGAUCCGCAUCCAAGGUUGUGUAGGUGUUGGCCAAGUCAUCUUCAGCAGCUUCAUGUCGUGUUCGGCUGUCGGCGUGAUUUUCUAGAACUUCCGGUGCGCUUUUUCGAGGAUGGUCGUAUAGUUUGCGAGCAGCAUCGUCGGGUAUCACCUUUGGUUUUCCCUCCAGGGCUUCAGAGUCGGGAUCGACUCUUGUUGUUGAUGAUGAUCCAUCCUUUGAGAUAAGUCCAGUCGCUGGUGCUGGUGAGGUUUCGUUUCCUGCUUCAAGGACAUAAUAUGAAUGGUUGUUCCCCGGUCCUUCCUGCCCAAGUUGCUUCUGGAGAUCCGAUUGGUUUGUGUUUCCUGCUCUUUGAUUACUUGUCUUUUGCACCUCCUGUGGAAGAUCUGGAAUAUGCCUAUCUGGUAGGACGUAGGUAUGAUAGUCGCCCUGCUCUUUGCCGCUGAACAGGACACUGUAGUUUUCCUCUCCAAUUUCAUUGUAGAUCACAUUGCUUGCCCCAUCACGACCAUUCUGUUGCUGUUGAGCGAUCCUGGAUGCAUCAGGUUGCAUUUCGAACAGUGGAGAAUCAUGUGCUGAGUGAAGAGGCCCUCCGUGAUGAUCACUGCUGACUGUAUUGCAAGUAGAGUUGACGGGACCAUCCGAGCUUUGACAAUACAGAUUCUUCCUUUCAGUCAAAACUUUUCUAUAUAGAUGCAAAAGUCGAAGAAAUACAAGUUUGAUUUAUUCUCUAAUUUAGUCUACAUUGGAUUAAAUGGUUUAUAUAUUCUAAAAUUAAGACCGAAAACUAAAUAUAGGAAGAUGUAAUAUUCUGGAACAAGCUUUCCUCUCAAUUUAAGAAGUCAUUCAUUUUUAAGAAUAACGUAAAAGUCUAUACAGUAUAACAGUUAAGGUCCCUGUUCUUAUUUUAUUAUGUUUGGUUAUUCCCCUCUUUUUUUACAUACACUUGUGAUUGUGUAAAUAGGCCUACAGUACUUUCAUAAGUCGUAAAUUAUGUUAUUUUCUGUAGAUUAAGUAUUAAAUAUAUUUGUGGUAUACGUACUAAUUUUGUAUUGAAAGAUUAUAUCAAUUUAUUCAUGUAUGUUCUUUGUAUAUCGUGUCUCUUUUCUCGUGAUGCAGGGUUUCUUUAUACAACUCGCGGCUAUACCUUGUGUAAAUAAAACUGAAAUAAAUAAUUGG
Lytechinus pictus (painted urchin) is the source of this 3132-nucleotide messenger RNA. RefSeq lists its product as uncharacterized. NCBI's taxonomy places the organism in Eukaryota, Metazoa, Echinodermata, Echinoidea, Temnopleuroida, Toxopneustidae. The coding region runs from base 1 to 1044 and encodes 347 amino acids. The transcript has a single exon. The record is from RefSeq and is a predicted model, not a curated record.